Auanema sp. JU1783 is the source of this 879-nucleotide messenger RNA. The record is from the annotation of a GenBank genome assembly. NCBI's taxonomy places the organism in Eukaryota, Metazoa, Nematoda, Chromadorea, Rhabditida, Rhabditidae.
AUGAGAACAGAUACUCAUUCGCCGGAGCUUCGAAAGGAGUUCGUUGAACAACUUCAUGUCCUCUUUGAUAUUCUCGACACCAGUCGUACAGGCAGAAUAAGCUAUGAAACUCUUUGUGCUCGAUUUACGGAGGUUCACAAACCCCAUUUACCUCCAAGUUUUCUUCGUUGUGUUGGAAAGGUAGCAUCAGCUGACGGAUAUUUGACGUUCGACCGAUUUCUGACGGCCGUUAAAUUAUCUCUCCGCGAUUCGGAAAUAAACAACAAUAUUCCAUUACAAAGAGUUCAAAGUGAAGGAAGAAUUGAUAAUCUAACGGCUGAAAGAAGGAAAAUGCAUAAUGAUCCAUCUAUGGGCAUUAAUGACUUCUACAGAAGAACACAACUGCAUUAUGGAAGUCAACCCAAUAUAAAUCCAAAUGAUAAUACUUCCAGGGUGAUUCCCGUUUCAACAUCACCUGCUGCAACUUCACGUCCACCAAGCUAUUCGAAUUAUAUGAAUUUGAACUUCGAUGCUAACAGUCCUAAGCCUCCCAAUGUGGUUUUACGUCCAAAAAAGGUAACUGUUCGUUCUCAAAAAGAAGAAUCUCGUAUGCGUCAUCCAUUGCCACCAAAUGGAGCAAAUGCUCAGCGAGUUCAAGUUAUUCGCAGUCGUCCACACAGCACCACUUCAUACAACAGCAUUGCUUCAUCAGGAUUAGAAAACAUUUCUUGGAGAAAUUCCAGCUUGUCUACUUCAACCGAAAAUUCUGUUCGACGAAACACAGUACAUGAGGAUGACGUGACACCUCGAGUGGUAAGUUCAACAUUCUUUUUCUUCAACUUCAACAAUGAUUUGAAAAUUAAAAAAAAAAUACAAAAUAAAUUACAAAGUGUACGUUAA